UGCAUUGUAGUCCAAGACAUUCUCAUUUCCAAUCUAGCUUUUUACUGGAAGACUGUGAAGAAGCCCUUCUGAAAAACCCAGAAGGAAAACCCCGGUUAAUCUACCAUCAUUUGGAGGAUGGGAAAGUGACUUCUGACUCAGUCCAGCAACUGAUGGAUCAAGUGUCUAACCUAAGCAAGGCCAACAAAGCCAAGAUCAUUGACCACUCAGGAGAUCCUGCAGAGGGAGUAUAUAAAACUUAUGUCUGUGUGGAAAAGAUUAUUAAACAGGACAUACUGGGCCUGCAGAACACAGAUGUGGAGGUGAAAGAUGUGGGCAGUGAAGACUCCACUCCAGAAGAAGAUGACUUCGGGGAUGUCCUGUGGGACAUACAUGACGAGCAGGAGCAGAUGGAGACCUUCCAGCAGGCUUCUGAUGCAGCCCAUGAGCUGGGGUUUGAGAAAGUAAGCCUUUUGACUGUUGCUCCAGUAAAGAGCAGUUAUUGGGCUUGGGAACAUGGCUCAGUUGGUAAAGUUCUUGCCAUGUAAGCAUGAGGACCUGAG
Messenger RNA from Nannospalax galili (Upper Galilee mountains blind mole rat), 542 nucleotides. RefSeq names its product nephrocystin-3-like. The annotation marks the transcript as partial. The record is from RefSeq and is a predicted model, not a curated record. Lineage: Eukaryota; Metazoa; Chordata; Mammalia; Rodentia; Spalacidae. The transcript has 3 exons.